Molecule: messenger RNA, 1799 nt
Organism: Neomonachus schauinslandi (Hawaiian monk seal)
Lineage: Eukaryota; Metazoa; Chordata; Mammalia; Carnivora; Phocidae
Gene: SCOC
Product: short coiled-coil protein
Exons: 4
Coding region: 1-369 (122 amino acids)
Cellular component (GO): trans-Golgi network
Source: RefSeq, a predicted model, not a curated record
AUGGAGGGGUCCAGCAAAGAGGAAGAGGAGGACAGCACAUUCAUCAACAUUUCUCUUACAGAUGACAUAGACCAUUCAUCAAGGAUUUUGUACCCAAGACCCAAAAGCUUGUUACCCGAGAUGAUGAAUGCCGACAUGGAUGCAGUGGAUGCUGAAAAUCAGGUGGAACUGGAGGAAAAAACACGACUUAUUAAUCAAGUGUUGGAACUUCAACACACACUUGAAGACCUCUCCGCAAGAGUAGAUGCAGUUAAGGAAGAAAAUCUGAAGCUAAAAUCAGAAAACCAAGUUCUUGGACAAUAUAUAGAAAACCUCAUGUCAGCUUCUAGUGUUUUUCAAACAACUGACACAAAAAGCAAAAGAAAGUAAGGGAUUGACAUCCCUUCUGUUUUAUGGAAUUGCUGCUCAUCUUUUUUUCUUUAAAACCUGGAUAGAUUUAAAAAGUUAUAGUACUUUUGUUUGUGGCUUAAUUGAAUAUUUAUGAAGAUAAUGUCAGAUCUAGGCAAAAUUAAGAGCAUAAUGGAAGACUUCAUGAGUUUGUGUAUAAUAUGUUAGUCUAUGAAAACGUGCAAAUGUAGAGACUUUAUAAUUAGAAAUGCAUAUAUUUAUGAAACUUGAAAAUGAAUGUUUUAUCAAAUUUGCUUUGAUUUAUAAGUUUAGCACUGUCUUUUAUUAUAGGCAUAGUAAGAGAUACAAGAAAAUAACCACCGUGUUGUGAAAAGUGACCAAAAUCAUGUACUGAACGCACAGCUUUAUGUACCCUGUCCACCAUGUUGUGCCUCUUCUCCAUUUGCUUCUUCCUUUCCAUUUCCCUUCCCCUAAGGAAAAAAUUGGUUUUACAUUUGUAAAAGUAAUUUUAAUAGUUAAUCAUCCGUGAGAGUAACCUGAGCUUGAAUUGUUGAAACUUACUAAAAUAAGAUACUUUCUCAGUUAGGGCUUCUCAUAGUUAAUAAUAAGAUAGGAUUGUUGGUUUCUCUUUAAUCAGUUGAAAACAGAGGCUAUAAGUAUGAAGACUUUUCUUUGCAACGGAAUUGUCAAAUUGGGAAGGUUUGGUUGUUAAAACCUUCCUUUGCACAAAACGUGGAGAAAGAUUAGUAUCUGGAAAGAUGAGCUCUGGUUAUACAUUUGGAAUAGAAAAUUUUGAGAAAAACAUUAAUAGGAUGGAAAAGGUACCUGGCAAACAGUAGUAACCAACUCCAAAAUGUUUUUACUCCAGAUUUGUGUGAUCUCUGACACAGACUAGAUAUAUGUGUAUAUAUAUAUAUAUAUAUAUCUCCGAGAAAGUAGAUUAAAUGUGACUAACCUUAUGUCAAUCACAUCUGGAAGAGAACAGUUACAAAGAGUUUAGUCUUAACCUUUAUUUAUAGUACCCAGCAGAUCUUUUGCAAAGUCCCUUUAGGGUGUAUUAGUAUCGGAAUCAUGAAUAAUAAAAUGAGGGAGUUUUACAUGUAUACUAGAGAAUUUUCUGUAAACUACUUGGUUUGCAGAGUUUUAGUCACUCUUUUACGGUUUCUAAAAAUUUAGUUUGUAGAUUCCAUCUGGUAAGAAAAUUAGUAUCAGAAGUAGUGUUAAAAUGUUAAAUAGGAAAAGAGAUCCACUAAUACAGUUUUGGUUGUUAGAUUUGGGCUUUUAAUCCUGGAAUAAUCUUAUGUUUGUAUUGGUGUACGAUUCAAUGAAUGACUUUAGCUGUAUGAAUAUAAUAGUUAUACUGCAAAUAUUUUGCAUCCCUUUUGUGACCUAAUUUACAAACAUUUAAAAUUGUGUUGCAAUUUUGCUUUGCUGUUUAAUAAAAAGCUGUU